AUGGCGCAUGCCAACCCCAUCGUAGAAGCACUGAUGGACGACCUUGCCGGGCGCCUUGGCGACGUCGACGCCGUGCAGCGCGUGCAGCGCAACGUCGACCUCGUCCGCGCCGAGAUCGACGAGUACGCCGCGCUCCACGCCGAGGCCGCCGCCCAGCUUGCGCAGGCCCGCCGGCGCGUCGCGGAGGUGGCGUUCAACGCCACCGCCGCCCGCCGCGCGCUCCAGGAGCCGCCGCCGGAGGGUCUGGUGCUGCCGCUGGAUGAUCCUGAGGUGGCCGCGCACGCCGCCGCCUACGUGGAGGCCGCGGCCCGCGUCAAGCUCAUCAAGCAGAACGAGCUUCUUCUGGUCGAAGCCCUCGUGUUCCUCGCGGUGUCCCGGGCCCUCGCCUUCGCCUUCAACCGCGUCCACCUCCUCCCUGGGGUCCUCGUCACGGCCGCCGCCGCGUACGCGCUGGCGUACGUCGCGUCGUGGGGCGCCGUGGUGCCGGGACCCACCAGCAUCCUGAGGAUCGCCGUCCUGGUGCUGUGCUUCCUCUUGGGUAUCCCCCGGUGGUGGGUAAUUUGCCAUAGGGAAGUAAGUACACGCCCUGAGAACUAUAGGUUUGAUAUGUGA
Molecule: messenger RNA, 612 nt
Organism: Miscanthus lutarioriparius
Lineage: Eukaryota; Viridiplantae; Streptophyta; Magnoliopsida; Poales; Poaceae
Source: the annotation of a GenBank genome assembly